AUGGGUGUAAAGGUCGCAAUACCGCGCAUAUCGACUUCUGGACCCGCGAUGCAACGCCGCCGUCGAGCGCCUCGAGCCUGUGAGCAAUGCAGGCAGCGAAAGAUCAAAUGCACUGCGGAAACCCCAUCCUGCAGGCAGUGUCUGGAUCUGAAUCUCCACUGUGCGUAUUCAGAAGGGAAAAGGGUGCGGGAGCAGAGACAACUCGAGUCACUUACUCGCAAGGUCGAACAAUAUGAGAGAUUCAUGCGCGAAAUAUCAGAGGAGGUAGACGAUCAUGUCGCAAGGCGGAUACGAAGAGUCUUGAAGGGAGGGGAGGAGAGCGACCCGGAGGAUUCGGACACCUCAUCUUCCUCUCUCGGUUCCCUCAACGCGGUUGAUAUCGUGGAAGAGGAUCUGAACCGAAGCGCAAAUACAAGAGCUACGGGGUUUAUGGGCAAGAACUCUGAGGUCACAUGGAUGAAGAGACUUGAAGCAGAAGCUGAUAAGCAUGACAACGACCCAGCGACGGGGGCACAAGGUCACGAUCUCCCCAAGGAUCAGAAUCGGCAUAUUCACCAGGAACUGCCAACUAGUGACGAAAGGUAUUCGAUCACCAAUAUGAACUAUCAUCUGGAUGAUCUCGCUAUCGCGAGUAAUGAGGACGUGGACCCAUACGCUCUGCCGCCGAAAAAAGCGGCCGACAAGCUGUUCUAUACGUAUCUCGAAUACGUAUAUCCUUCAUUUCCAAUGAUUCGAAAGAGGACAUUCAUUUGUCAAUAUCAACACUUCUUCAAACAUCCCGAGUCGAAGCCUGGGGCCAAAUGGCUAGCCAUCUUGAACAUGAUAUUCGCCAUUGGUUUCAGGUAUUUCGAGCUGUCAGAGGGAACGCUGGGGGGAGAUACAGUGUAUCUACAAAGAGCCAGGAAGUUGGCUCUGAGUGAUAAUGUGCUCUUCACUCAUGCUGAUCUGCAAAUGGUUCAGGUUGAGGCAUUGACUGCUCUUUAUCUGUUGGCGUCUGGUCAAGUCAACAGAGCCUGGAAUAUAGCCGGUCUGGCGAUCCGUUCUGCUAUAGCGCUCGGGAUAAACCUUCGAAACGUCGAUGGAAAAACCACAGACGAGUCCAAACAGGCUCGUUCGUGUUUAUGGUGGUCUCUGUAUUGCCUCGAACACCUUCUUGCUGUCAGUACAGGGCGAGUGUCCUGUAUUAGCGACAGUGCCACCUCCACAGACCCUCCUCUCCCAUUCGAGGAGAACUCCGAUCAACAGCCAGACGCGCGUGGAAUCUAUAAAAAACUUUCCUAUCGUGAAUGCCAUCCUAAAGGCACGCUCUUCGAGGAUCGCGUCGAGGCUGCAAGCACUGCAGACUAUCUGAAUACCUUAAUCCCCAACCCAUCCUUAUACUUCUUCGUCCUAGUUGACUUAACGUUGGUGUCACAUGCGGUGCUCAACACAGUCUAUACCGUCAACGCAGUAAGAGAUGGGUGGUCCCAAACAGUUUCGCGGAUAAGCAGGUUCUCCUCGAAAUUGGAGGUUUGGCUUUCCAAGGUACCAGACGUCUAUAAGUUCCCUUUAGAAGGGCAGGACCAACAAUUUGAAAAGGAGGACUGGACAAAAGAACGCUUCAGCCUUGCUAUCAACUACUACAGCGCUAAAAUAACCCUAACUCGGCCAUGUCUUACGCAUCCAGAGUCGAGGGAACCGUCUCCUUCAUCCGACCGCAAGAACCAGCACACGAAGCUGGGCAAUGACAUGGCGCAGGUUUGUCUCGAUUCGGCUUUGUCACUUAUUCGCCUCUUGCCAGAAGAGCCUGACGUCGCUUGGCUCUUCCGGCUGUCUCCAUGGUGGUGUAUUCUACAUAAUAUCAUGCAGGCAACCGUCAUUAUCCUCAUCCAUCUAUCUGUCGACAAUAUGGACGACGCACCACUGCUCUCGACAGUCUUAGCAGCCGCCAAGAAGGCGCACCGCUGGCUCGUCCACAUGGCCAAUCGAAGUUUAUCAUACCAACGUGCCUUCGCCCUUUGCGACGGGUUCAUUCGACGAAUAGCUCCCAAAAGAGGGUUCGACAUAAGCGAUCUAUCCUCGCCUGCGUCAGUGGAACAACCAGAGCCAUCGGCCAAGAGACACAGAUCUCGCAAGCAGCCUUCUCCCUCUCAACGUCUGAAUCGACCGCAAAGCGACAUUGCCAUCCCUGCAGAAGAUAUCUUUCGUCCCGAAUGGGUUGACCUUCCUCCUUCUCAGCAGUCACCAUUCCACGCAAACCGUGUCCCACUAGUCGGUUUCCUGUCGUCUGACCUGGACAUGCCGCAAUGGUCAUUUCCCAUACCGGAACAAGCUUCUGUAUCAACAUCGGCAACAGCGCGGGGAAACGAAGCACUUAUGGACAUCGACUCUGUCAGUCCCGACUGGUUCUCGUACGGUCUUCCUCAGGAUGCCACUCUUUUAUCAUCGCUUGUCGCCCCGGAGCCAGAAGAGUUUGAGCCGCCAGAAUCUCUUGGGAAGAAACGUGCAUGA
Messenger RNA from Paecilomyces variotii, 2490 nucleotides. Its product is annotated as fungal-specific transcription factor. The record is from RefSeq and is a predicted model, not a curated record. The coding region runs from base 1 to 2490 and encodes 829 amino acids. Gene Ontology annotation, biological process: DNA-templated transcription; regulation of DNA-templated transcription. NCBI's taxonomy places the organism in Eukaryota, Fungi, Ascomycota, Eurotiomycetes, Eurotiales, Thermoascaceae. The transcript has 3 exons. Gene Ontology annotation, molecular function: zinc ion binding; DNA binding; DNA-binding transcription factor activity, RNA polymerase II-specific.